AUACUAUAUAAAUGUAUUAAUUGUUAAGAGUAGUUAUGCACAAGCAAACUGAGUAGUUUUUCAUUUAACAUUUAUACAAUCUAUACGCAGCAAUUCAAAUCGAAAGAUCUCGGUUUACGUGAACUAGUUCUUCAAACAACGUGCUUCGUUGUGGAUUUGCUAUAAAUUGAAUCAAACAAUUGUUUCAUCGAACUAGUUCAGCACGUGAACUUUAACAAGGAGGCGAAUUACUUGAAUUAUUUUGCAGAAGGUCGGUAUGGUAUGAAGUCGCAUCAGGAUCCGAAGUGAAAACUCGUAGCAGGAAAGUCUUAAUGCCUUAAUGCAUUUGAAUACUACAAUAUUUACACAAAACACAGAAACACAAGUAGUUUAAAAUGCCUCGUAGAUACACCACAAAGUUACAGCUCCAGAAGCUGAAUGAAACUGUUAUUGCACGUAAGAGACAACAACAGAAUGCCCAAAACGAGAAUGCUGAGAGCUCGGAGGACGCUUCCUCCGAUGGCGAAGAAAAUAGAUCACUGGAGGAGUCACGCAAAGCAGAUCCAACGCGUCGCAUAAUGGAAAUGUCGCGACACGAUACACAUCCAGCGCUCAAUGAAGGAUUGGGCAAUAACCAAGUGCUGAACAUGUUUCCGAAUGCAGCGUUUACGGUGCCAUUGCCACUUUAUGUGGCCGAUCGCACCACGCCCAUUGUGGAUCCGUGUUUGCAACGUCCCUACGUCCACGACGAUUGGAUGCGUCAAUUGAGUGUGUACAAGACAAAGUAUCUGAGUCAAACCCAGAAGCAAAAGCAACGUGAACGCAAACAUCAGGCUAAUAUCUACAAUACGUAUUUGUUUGAGGUGGCCGAACACAUUGCCACACAGGAGAAUACGCAUUUCCGUGAUAGCUACGAUUACUAUUACACUGGUGGCAAUCUCAAUAUUAUGUCCUAUGCAGCUGCAGGAGAUGAGCCCAAGACGCUGGCAUUGCAUGUAACGGGCGAGAAGCUGCAGCAGUUGCAUGUCUCACAGCUGGGUGAGGAGGCGGAACUGUUGCAGUCGCUGCAUAGCGAGAAGAUGCCGGCGACGUCCAGCGAGCUUUUUGAGCUGAUGCCAGUGAAGAGUUUUCGUGUGAAUCACGGCAACAUGUUUCUGGCGCGUCAACUCAACGACAUUGCGAUCUACGAGCUGCGCAAGUUGCCGGACGUUGACGAUGACAACGACGAUGACUCUGAUGAUGACGAAGAUUCGCCAAGUUACGAGUUCAAUUGUCAGUGCAAAUACAACAGCGAAGAUGGACCGUUUAUUGGCGUAGCGCAGGGCAUCAAUAGACCAAAUGUGUUGGCCAUCGCCUGCCAGGAUCGCACCAUACGAUUCUUAGACAUGGAGUCGCAACAGGACAUCUCAAGGCAUACGGUGUCCAUUUUCAAGGGGGCCAGCACAUGGGCACAGCUGCGUGCCUGGAAGGAGAAUUGUUUCGUGUAUGCAUGCCAAUCGGCGGUCAUCAAUGUGGAUAUGCGUUGUGCCAACAAGGAGAUCAAUCCACUGUUUGCCAGCAGCGUCUAUUCGAAGCGUUGCGAGACCUUCUCGUGUUUGGCGGGCAGCGUUAAUCCCCAUCUGUUAUAUGUGGCCAGCAAUCAUAAGUUGCACGCCAUCGAUAUGCGUUGUUUGGGCAAAAAGAUUGCGGAUCGUGCAGUCGUCACAUGGACACAUCAAAUGUGCUAUCCGCCGACGUUUAUGGACACAAUUGCCCAGGAUGGCAGCGAAUAUGUGGCCAUGUCGAAUGCGGUGCCAGGAGAUCAACGUAUCUGCGAACUGAACAACGCGCUCGCACAGAACGUAACCGAGAUGAGCUCACAAACAUUUGCCUAUGCGCCGCCCCAGCUGGAGGAGGCACUAAUCGAUGCCCAGCUCAAAGGCUGUAGCAUCAGCAUCUAUGCGGACUUGGGCCAACGCUUACGAAGCGCAACGACGGGCGUGAAGUUCCAUCGCUUGGAGAAGGCCAGCGAUGGUGCGUUUGCCCAGCUGCUUACGGCCAACAGUGUGGGCGAUGUCUUCUGUCAGCGGGUGACGCAACGAGACGAGUUGGAAAUGCAACAGGAACAGCGCACGGGUUCGCACACGAAUGAGGCAAUCUUAUACUACGCGGAUUUGGUGAAGGAGCAUGUGAGUCGGAAGCUGCGCUGCACUGAUGUGCAGUCCAUGGUCGCGUUGCGUGACAUCAUGAAGUCGGAACGUGAUGUGGAGGAGGAUAAACCCAUGCCCUUUGAGGACAUAGAAAUUGAUUAUGGCUUUGAGGAAGUGUCGACUGAGGCCGAAUCGGGCGAUGAUGAUUCCAACAAUGAUGAGGAAAAGCAGCCCAAGGCGAAGAAGCCAACGACACCCUCACAACCCGCACCGCCACCUCCUCCGCCAGAGGAACCCAAGGUGCCCAAAAAGAAGGCCGUUAAUCGUGGACCUUGGCAAAAGUCGGCGCAUUAUCUAAGUCAAUUUGAGGAUGUGAUAAGUACUCGACUGCUGAGUAUAUGGGAUAUUGAUGAAUUCGAUCUGACACGCGAUGUCAACAUCGAUAUGAUUGACGAGAAGCUGAAGCGCCACAAAGAUGAGACACAAGAGGUAGAAGAUCCCACUGCAAGUUGGCUGCAGACGGCACCCAAGCCCGAGGAGUUGUCCGAGUUUUUCGAUGAGCAAAAGACAGUUUUGGUGCCGGGCACAAAUUUGCGCACACAUUACGAUGCCGUCUAUGCGGAUUAUGUGGAAGUGUCCAAUGAAACAACGGACAUUGAGGCAUUGCUGGCAACCACAAAGCCCGAUGAAAACGCUUCGUUCAAUGAGACUGUCAAUUUUAACAAGCGACCGCAUUCUACAUUACGUCCGGGAGAAUUUACGAUAGUCGAAUCGCAACCAAAUCCUAGGCCAAAGCGGCAAAAAACUAAAUACACUAUGGGCUUUUAGAAUUAGAAGUAGAAGUAGAUUACUAAAAUUAAGACACACGACUAAUAAUACUACACACAAUAAACCAAUUGAAAUUGUAC
Messenger RNA from Drosophila sulfurigaster albostrigata, 3016 nucleotides. RefSeq lists its product as uncharacterized. The record is from RefSeq and is a predicted model, not a curated record. The transcript has 3 exons. Gene Ontology annotation, molecular function: protein binding. Lineage: Eukaryota; Metazoa; Arthropoda; Insecta; Diptera; Drosophilidae. Bases 375 to 2936 code for a protein of 853 amino acids.